This is a messenger RNA of Arachis duranensis, 540 nucleotides long. Its product is annotated as agamous-like MADS-box protein AGL82. Lineage: Eukaryota; Viridiplantae; Streptophyta; Magnoliopsida; Fabales; Fabaceae. The coding region runs from base 1 to 540 and encodes 179 amino acids. Gene Ontology annotation, molecular function: DNA binding; protein dimerization activity. The transcript has a single exon. The record is from RefSeq and is a predicted model, not a curated record.
AUGGGCCGUGCAAAAACAGAAUUGAAGUGCCUCUCAACUGAGAAAGAUCGGAAAGGCAGAUUCAAGAUAAGAAUCAAGGGACUAGAGAGAAAAAUGAAGAAAUUUUCUGACAAAUGCGAAGUAUCCGAAGCAUGCUUGAUAGUUUAUGAAGAAGGUAGCAACACUGCACCAAUGAUUUGGCCAAAAGAUUCUACAAAAGUCAGGUCUUUAAUUAAAAAGUACGAAGCUCAAAAGAAUGUGAGGCCUCCUAAGAUCUUUGAUCUUCAAGACUUCUUUGAGCACAAGAAGACCUCGGUUGAAGCCGAAACUUUGAAAGCGCGAAAAUGCAUCUACAGCGUCAAGUAUCCCACUUCUGACUUGAAUAUCCAGAGCUUAGAUUUGGAACAACUGAGGAUGUUCAUUGGUAUAUUGGAUAACAAGAUUGGUGCGUGUGCUGAAAGGAUUAACAUGCUGAAAAAUAGCCAAAAAGUUGAAAGUAACUUCAAUUUUGGACACACUGUUGAUCGGUACAACUGUCAUUCAAUCAAUGAUGCCACUUAG